This is a messenger RNA of Saxophila tyrrhenica, 1023 nucleotides long. RefSeq lists its product as uncharacterized. The record is from RefSeq and is a predicted model, not a curated record. The coding region runs from base 1 to 1023 and encodes 340 amino acids. Lineage: Eukaryota; Fungi; Ascomycota; Dothideomycetes; Mycosphaerellales; Extremaceae. The transcript is spliced from 2 exons.
AUGUCGGCCAGGAUCUUUGUCGGGGCCGUCCUUUUGGUCCUGUUCCAUGUCGUCGGAGCUCAGACUGUGACCGAAGACUGCGGCAGGGGGUGCUGGCUGGGAGCCGCCGAGGAGAGCGCAAGCCGAGACAACAGAGGCACUUCGAUCUGGACUUCCAGCGGCCAUUUCAGUCAAGAUGCGAGCAGACCUGGCACCGGUACCCGGCCGCUCGCUCACAACGAUCAGCACCAUCUCCGCGUCGCAGCUGAGCAAGACACUUUGAGCACGACUCAACUGGAGCUCACGACCACAACCACCAUGAUGAACAGCCAUCCGGUGCCUGCCAACCAAGAUGCAGGACGCAAGUCAAACGGUGAUGGAGAGAUGGCCACGAUGCACGGCACUGUGGCUUUCUGCGGACUUCCAGGCCAGUCGUGCCCUUCAAGACCCGUCGACGAGCGCGCUUCCACUCGUUACCCGCCUCCCUCAAAAACAACUAGUUCCACACCAGCCAAAGAGCAAAGGAAGCUCCCAACUUCCACCGGCUUCGAGACCGCUGGACCUGGUGUUUCCGUAAGAGGCUGGUCGCUGUCCAAGCAGAAAAGAGGUGAAUUCAACGGUCUUUUGGCAGCUAGACAAGCUGUCGCCGCGACUUCGGAUGCCAUACAGGCAGCAGCCACGACAAUCAUGACUGCAGCAGGAGCGGUGGGGUUCUGUGGGCCGGCGGGUAUGUUCUGCCAGUAUCCAGCGCCUGCGACUGCUGCCGGACUGGAGGCUGAUAUCAAAGUGGUGAUCACGGCAACCUGGACUGUCCCUCGGUCGACGUCGAGCAGUUCUGGUCAGCCGCCAGCGGGAUUCACUACCACCUCAUCUACGGUGCAGUGGACCCACUCAACCAUGUUCACCCUCCCUCCACCGUACGGUAAUGGACCAAGCGCUCCGGGGGACACGAGCGGUACGCAGUCAGGAACGCGCGAGCUAGGAAAGCUUGCCAUGGUCGUGGCUGUGCUGCUCGCAACGGCCAUGGCGAUCAUCUUUUUCUGA